Molecule: messenger RNA, 306 nt
Organism: Gryllus bimaculatus (two-spotted cricket)
Lineage: Eukaryota; Metazoa; Arthropoda; Insecta; Orthoptera; Gryllidae
Source: the annotation of a GenBank genome assembly
AUGUUGCGCGCGCCCGCCUAUCUAUCUGUCUUGGCGCUGCAUCAUCCCGAUGCGGCCUCGGCAGCCUUCGAGGCGCCGGUCGCGCCCAACCAGUCGCUGCACGACGUAACAAGGAGACGCCGCACACCUGCCUUCAGAUUGCCGUACCGUCAGGCCACCCGAAGCGCCCUCGGUAUGGUCUUCGAGGCGCCGGCAACUUCUGUCCAGUCACCGUGCACCGUGGCGAGGGGACACUUCACGCCCACCUAUCUUUCUGGGCCCAGACACGCCCUUGACGGGGCUCACGCAGACACUGCCCGCAGCUGA